GAGGUAUCUAAUUUUAAGUAAAAUAAUACACAACCUAAUGGAAGUCAAAGAUGGCAGCAAAGAAGUCAUGCAUGAGGUACAGAAAGCUGAUGAUGAGUCCUACCUCAGAGACUACGAGCGACAGCUAGCACUUAGUUCCAAAGAUAACCAAGAAGACUGGAUUGAUCACUGCAGAGAGCUUGUCAUUGAGUACAAGAAAUUAGCCAAAAACUCAAAGACUUGUUACGAAAAGAAGCAAGGAGACAUUGGAUAUAUUCUUAGCCUAAAUUGGCUAGACCACUGGAAGAAAUACGCUUACUUUAAUGUGAUGGGGAACAACAAUAUUCCAGAUUUUGAAGAGAGUAGACCAACACAAAUUAAAGAUAUUGAUAAUGCAGAUCUGCUCAUCCCAAAAUAUCAGUUUGUAAACGAAAUUGACCCUAAGAGCCAUUACAAUUUUGUCAUCAAGGAAGAUUUGCGAGAGAAUGUUGAUUACAUUGUAGUUGACAAAGACAUCUGGAACUUCUUCCACUCAAGAUAUGGAGGAGAGCCUCUCAAGAGGGUUUACCACAAAAUUUACACUUUCAUUGCAGAUGUUGAAACUAAAUUCACUCGAGUAAAUUUUGUAAUUCUUCCUCCUCGUGAGAACUGAGGCUCAGUGGAUAUUAGUCAGUUCUAUACUAUAUACUCCAGUAUGUAUGAUACACUUGAGGAACUCUUAGUGAGAAUAGUGACAAACAUGAAUUCUGACCAAUACGGAUAUAAGCUACAGAGAGAAAAGAUCAAGGCAUGGAAAUUUCGAAUAAGUCAUAGUCUCUUAGAGAAUACUCAUAGAAUAAGAGAGUUUGUGUGAAGUCAAGACCAAUAUUGCUUUGCUAUUGAUUCUCAGUCUCAACAAGAGCAGCGAACCAAAUCAAUCAUUUACGAAACUGCCAUAGCAGAUCCAGCCGAAUGUCUUGAAGCAGUAACCUAUUAUCCUCUCUCAGAUUUCGAUUUUCUAUCUAGUACUCUUAUAAUUGAAGUAUUACCUGAAGUAUCAGACUACUUUACAUCCAAUCAUGAGGUCACAAACACCAACACACUUAUACCCUAACUAUUGCUUUAUAAGCCCCCUCUUCUC
Molecule: messenger RNA, 1099 nt
Organism: Moneuplotes crassus
Lineage: Eukaryota; Ciliophora; Spirotrichea; Euplotida; Euplotidae
Source: the annotation of a GenBank genome assembly